This is a messenger RNA of Candidozyma duobushaemuli, 519 nucleotides long. It is a transcript of the gene SDH4, whose product is annotated as Sdh4p. The transcript has a single exon. Lineage: Eukaryota; Fungi; Ascomycota; Pichiomycetes; Serinales; Metschnikowiaceae. Gene Ontology annotation, molecular function: heme binding; ubiquinone binding. Gene Ontology annotation, cellular component: membrane; mitochondrial envelope. The record is from RefSeq and is a predicted model, not a curated record. The coding region runs from base 1 to 519 and encodes 172 amino acids. Gene Ontology annotation, biological process: tricarboxylic acid cycle; mitochondrial electron transport, succinate to ubiquinone.
AUGUCCUUAAUUAGACCGUUGAUCGGCAAGACUCCGCUUCUUCAACGUAACGCGGCUCACCUUUUGACGCCGAAGGCGCUUGUUGCCUCCAGAUGCCUUUCCUUGAAGCCAAACUUCUCCAAAUUUAAGCUCAAGAAGGACCCACCAGGCAAUAUUGUUGGAACUGUCAACGAUGCUUACAAGUUCCCUGAGCCAGAUCACUACCACGGUAGCAACCACUGGACAUAUGACAGAUUGCUUGCAAUGGGUCUUGUGCCCUUGACUGCAUUUCCAUUCGUAAUGGGCGUGGAGUUUCCUAUGGUGGAUUCGAUAUUUUGCUUGACCGUACUCCUUCAUUCAUACGCCGGUUUCAAGUCUUGCAUUAUUGACUAUAUCCCAGAAAGGGUAUAUGGAUUCUGGCACCGUGCGGCAAUGAAGUUGCUUACUCUAGGAACGGCAGUUUCAUUAUACGGCAUUUACAUUCUCGAGACCACCGAGAACGGUCUCUUUGACUUAGUGUCGAAGAUUUAUGGCUCUUAG